Messenger RNA from Cotesia congregata, 2100 nucleotides. The record is from the annotation of a GenBank genome assembly. NCBI's taxonomy places the organism in Eukaryota, Metazoa, Arthropoda, Insecta, Hymenoptera, Braconidae.
AUGACAGAAGAAUUGAUGACACGUUUUGCAAAUGAUGAUUUUAAUCCCGAUAAGUUUGUCAAAGAUCUCAGUACUCAAUGUAUUGGAGCGACUGAACUUCAUAAACAACGAAUAAAAAUUCAAGAACUCAAUGAUAAAACUUCAAUUCAACUUAAACGUAAUGUCUAUCAAAAUUAUAUGCAAUUUAUUGAAACAGCUAAAGAGAUUUCUCAUUUGGAAAGUGAAAUGUACCAGUUAUCUCAGCUAUUAAGUGAACAACGAUCACUUCUUAGCGCAUUAAAUUCCAACAGAUCUACUGGUGCUAUAUUUGAUGAUAUUUUGAAAAAUCACCAGGAUUUUAAUGUUGUUUCAAAAGAACAAGAACAAAAACAAAAGUUGAUUCAAUUACUCGAACACGUUGAAGGAGGAAUGAGCUUAGUUGAUACACCAGGAAGAAUUUGUUUCCAUGAAGGAUCUUUGUUGGAGUUAGACCCGUUAGAAGGAACUCCAUUGAAACGUGUACAUGGUUAUCUAUUCAAUGACAUUCUUAUGAUUGCUUCUUGGCUGAGUACUAGUGGGCGAAGACAACCAUCAAAAUAUAAAGUUCAAGCAGUUUAUAAUUUACAGUGCUUAGCUGUAGUCAACGUAAAAGAUUUAGGUUCAGUUAAACUUGCUUUUAAGCUACUGGCUUUUCCAGAUACUCGAGUCUUCCAAUGUGCUUCUGCAAUUAGCAAGAAAGAGUGGUUGGAAAAAUGUGAACAAGCUAAAAAAAUUCGUCUUCUACAAGAGUGCCCAUUAGAACCAACAAACAAGCAAGAAACACAGAAGGAAUUUACAAUGUUAACCUCAAGAUCGAUGUCUCUUGACUCUCACAGUCUUGGUGUAGAGGAGGGUGAUGAUUCUGCUGAUAGUUUAGAGCCUUUACCCGAGUGGCUAUCAGAAGUAACAGAAGAUCUUGAUUCAUGUAUAGCGCAAAGACACUUUGAGGAAGCAUAUAAUCUUUUUGAGAAAGCAAUGAGUUAUCUGAAGGCAACACAAACAUCACAAUCAAUUGAAAUAAAGAAAAAAAUUGAAAAUCGGGGAAAAUGCCUUGUAGAGGUACUUACCGAUGAAUUGGAGUUAAGUAUAGAAGCAAAAUCUUUACAAGGAGGUGGAUUGAGGAGUGCACGAAGAGCCGUUAAACUUCUUAUACAACUUAAUCGAAGCGCUCAAGCUUGCAAAAUAUAUUUGCAACUUUGUAAUGCAGCCCUUACAUCUCGUUUAAAACGAGUUAAACGUGAAGGUACUGUUGUACCUUACGUAAAACAGUUAAGCGCUAUUGCAUUCAGUAAUAUUUUCGAUAUGGCCAAAGAAUUUCUUAAACUUUUUUCACCAUCAAUGAAUUGUACUUCAAGUCUUAUUGUUUGGUGCAGUCAGGAAGUCAAAUAUCUUACAUCUCACUUGAUAAAACAAUUGUUUAUUCCUCAAGUAACAUUAGGAACUCUAGUUGAGUGUAUACAUACAGUUCGUAGCCAUUGUGAUCAAUUAACUUAUCUUGGAAUAGACUUGCGUUAUCAACUUGAUGGUCAAUUACGAACUCACUUAGCGAGAGCUCUACAAGAUUCUAGUGAAAAAUAUAUAGAUGCAAUUAAAGUUCGUGCUGCAGAAGAUAAUUGGCGUCCUUUAAAUUUUCAAACUUCUGAAAAUCUUCAAAAACUUCAAAGUGAAUUAGAUGAUCUUGGUAUUCCUAUUCCGUCUGCCUUUAUAACCAGUGAUUGUUGGAUAUCAUUAACUAGUAACACAUUAGCCUUUUCAAAACUUUAUAUUGGGCUUUUAGAUGAUUGCUUGAGUAUUUAUACACCAGAACUUUUAUGUACGAUUGAAACAGUACUUAUUUCAGUUUUACGUGCUCAAGUUCAAUAUAUACUUGUUGCACUCAAUAAUCCCAAAUUAAAGUCAGAGAAAAAAUUAGUUCAAGAUAAUACUGCGUAUAUCCGUGAAAUAAUUAUUCAACGAGGCUUGGAGUUGUAUCGAAGUAUCGUAGGACAAGAAUUUACCGAGCUAAUUGAAUUAAAAAAAGCUAUUAUUAUGGAUUUAACAUCUGAAAAGUCGAAAUUAACUCCUAAAACUCUGAAAUUAUGA